GUCGUAAGCAGGCUGUUAUCUCACACCAUCUGAAAUGAAAGAGCAUGCUUGCGCCCGUAGAUCUUGACGACACCGGACCAGGCUGUGGGGAUGGCUCCUUUCGUCCGCAAGAGCUGUUUUGUUGAGGGCCUCGGGGAGCCCGUCGAUGCCGGCCAAGAUAGUAGUUGCCUGCUAUAAGUAGCCCUUCCCUGGCCGCCAUCAAAGUUGGAUUGCCUCCUCAUCACACAGCAACCAGAAACCUGACCUCACUAUCAAGAACCAUCGUAGCCACGACACCCGACACUACGAUGUUGCCAAGCGUCGCCUUGGCUCUCUGCAGCUUGCUGGGAUUCAAUCGGAUCGCCAGCGCCAGCCUUCCUGACAAGUACACUGUUGUCGACGUCCAGUGGGACCUCCUUACCGACCUCAACAACCCCAACAGCGCCGCCGUCUCGGUCUUUGGCACGAUUCAAGAAGCUGUGGCCCAGAUGGAGGCCCAGUUCCCCGGGUGGAAUGCCACUUUCCAGGCCCAGCAGCCGUCCUAUAGCACCGUGUCCGAUGGAACCGUCUCCGCAGCCGCUCUUUACGAUCGGGACUACUAUCUCUGCGGUGGCCGUGGAAAGGUGACUACCGCUGCCCCCAAGAACGGCCCAGGACCCAACAACUGCGGUCGUGUGUCAUGUGGAUAUAAUGCAGCAAUUUACUGGUGCAACGAUGUAAGUUCUCAAGCUGCUCAACUUGUACGUUACCACUUGAUUUGA
Molecule: messenger RNA, 740 nt
Organism: Podospora pseudocomata
Lineage: Eukaryota; Fungi; Ascomycota; Sordariomycetes; Sordariales; Podosporaceae
Exons: 3
Coding region: 288-740 (150 amino acids)
Source: RefSeq, a predicted model, not a curated record